Messenger RNA from Castor canadensis (American beaver), 4663 nucleotides. Lineage: Eukaryota; Metazoa; Chordata; Mammalia; Rodentia; Castoridae. The record is from RefSeq and is a predicted model, not a curated record.
CCGGGGGGCGGGGAGAAAGCCAAAAGUUUCCUGAGCGCUCGUACGCCUCGACGGGCGGCGGGCGGGCGGGCUGGGCUCUGUGCGUUCCCUCGGGCCCCGGUGGCAGUGUGGUUCGGACUCCAGGUUGGACCCUGGCACCGCGGCGGGCAGUGCGGACGAGGGCGACGGACUCAGGUUUGAGUCGGCCGCACCCCGGCUUCAUCUUCCGAGAGCGGUGGCUCCCAGUGGGCAGCGUGCGGGGCCCCAGCCUCUGUGACAGCGGCCGGUUGGCUGUCACGAUGGCCCUCAGUUGGCCCUUUCCUGCUUUAUAGCGUGCAAGCCUCGCUGCACUUGGGCCAAGGGACAAGUUGGAGCUGUUGAUCUGUUGCGCAAUUGUUAUUUUCCCCAGGGCGGCUUUGUCUUGGGAUUUAGCAUUACAGAAUUGCAGUUCCAAAAUGUGUAAGGCAGGAUAUUCUGUUCUGUGCUACGAUGGGUAAGAGUUUCGAUCGUAGAUUAGAACUUCUGUUGCUUUUAGGCUGUUACUAAUUUUUUUUGCUUUCAAUUAUUAUUUCUCCUAUAGGUCAUUUGUAUGUUUUUUUCCUUUUCUGUUUGAGAAUUUGCCUCCUCAGUUUCUUAGCAUUGUUCCCUGUCUUUUGUAAGGGCGAGGGUGGGACACUUAUGUUUCAUAAUACUUUGCUAAUAAGUUUUGUUAUUAAAGUGAAAAACGUUUCUGUUCAUACUUCGUAGAAACGUUUAAAGGAGUAGAUGUUUAUAUUGCCAUUUUUUAAAAAUUAGGUUUUUAGAAAAAACAGUUUAAGGAAAUGUGUAACUUGAUAGGACAGUAAAUUUGUUUAUGCUCCUAAAUGUAAAGUUUUAGGCUGAUGGAGAAGAUCUAAUGUAAAGUUUUAAGUUACUGACAAUGUAUUAAUUCUGCUUUUCCUCCUUUAAAGUUGUUUGUCUUGAAUUUGGCUCCAGAGAUGAUUGGGAUCUUAUUCUCCAGGUUCUCAUUAGUAUGACGAAGUAAAUUUAAUUUUUUCCUGUUCAUUAGUAAUAUAGGAAUGCUUGUUUGACCAAAGGGUACAUGAUGUAAAUGAACUUUGGUUUUUAAAUCUUCCUAUCUUUACUGUGUAGUAUAGCAUUCCAGCCAAAAAAAAAAUGCAUAAAACAUAUGUACUGCUUUCUCUUACAUGUGAAUGUUUCAGUUGUUUGAUAAGAAUAACUGCUUUUCCACAUUUGAAAUCAGACACCAGUUUUCAUAUUGGAAGACUGAAAAAAUGAAGUAAAAUUUAGAAACAAUUUCAUUCUAUAAUUUAUGUUAAAAGUCGUUUGUAGUCCAGAAGGAUUUGAGUAGAGUCAAAGAUUUGAACAAAAGUUAGAGAAGCUCUCCAGGUGUGAAGUGGUACUUGGGUACAGGUUUUCACUUUGUGAGAAGAGGAAGUGUGGAUAAACUGAACAAUAUGGAGACCCUAAGAUUCUGUAUCUCCAUUAGGUGGGAAGAACCAUCCAUUACUCUUUUUUACAGGCGUCUUAGAGAGAUAAAAUACUUUUGUAGAUGAGGGAUGAAGUUGAUCUUGGUCUACACCAAUGAGAUUAUUUUUUUAAAAGUCAGACACAAAGACAAAUAGGAUAGGCCCCUCAUCUCCAGAAUGAAUGGUAAGCAAAAAACAACUUUUAGACUUUUUAGAUAUGUGGAAAAUCUCUUGAGACAUUGCGGAAGCAGCAUGGAGGAGAAUAAAUGCACAACUCACACAGCUUUCUGCCUUAAAAAUAACUAGGGACAUUUUGAAAUCUCUUGUUAACUUGGGUUCUUUAACACAAGCAGACAGCUGUUCUUUCUUUAGGAUUACCAGGAAGAGUUGAAAGCCAAAUACUUUGUUUUUCUUAAUAUUUUUAAUUCAGGAUAAAUUAUACUUAAAUAACCUGUGUGAGGAAAGGAGCCCUUCUGAAAUGUAGGCUUUUUUUUUUUCUGGGCAUGUCUUCUGACUUGACUAAACACAUACAAAGGAGGUUUUGCAUAAAGAAUAUUCCUCCUUUAAUUUUUCCUUAAGCCUGGAUUAACUUUUCAGUGUGCAGGAAGAAUUUGGCACUAAGAUAAUAGAAAGCUGUUGGGCACUUUUCUGCUUGUCAGGCAAUAUGACAGUUGUCUCACAUGCUUAAUUUUAUCGUAAUCUUAUGGAAAAUACUAUUGUCUCUGGUUUUCAGGUUAGGAAAGAGGCACACAGAGAGGCCAAGAGUCCUUGAGGUGACCCAACUGUUGAGUGACUGAGAUGUGCUGCCAGCACAGAAGGGACAAACCAACGUGAGCUUGACUGGAGCAUGGCUGGACAUAGACUGGUGCUAAAGAAUUGCUGUUUUUGGCUGACGUUUCUGGAGGGGAAGUUUAUUCUCUUCUUUAGCCUCAAUUUUAUUGUUAUAAAACAGUAGAAGGACAUGGAUUUAAUUGACAUACUUUGGAAGCAAGACAUAGAUCUUGGGGUAAGUCGAGAAGUAUUUGACUUCAGUCAGCGACAGAAGGAGUAUGAGCUGGAAAAACAGAAAAAACUUGAAAAAGAAAGACAAGAACAAAUCAAAAAGGAGCAAGAGAAAGCGUUUUUCGCUCAGUUACAACUAGAUGAAGAGACAGGUGAAUUCCUUCCAAUUCAGCCAGCCCAGCACACCCAGUCAGAAACCAGUGGAUCUACCAACUACUCCCAGGUUGCCCACAUUCCCAAACCAGAUGCUUUGUACUUCGAUGACUGCAUGCAGCUUUUGGCAGAGACAUUCCCAUUUGUAGAUGAUGAUGAGGUUUCUUCAGCUACGUUUCAGUCACUUGUUCCAGAUAUUCCCAGCCACAUGGAAAGCCCAGUCUUUACUGCUCCUAAUCAGGCUCAGUCACUUGAAACUUCUCUUGAGGGAGCCAUGGCCGAUUUAAACAACAUGCAGCAGGACAUUGAGCAAGUUUGGGAGGAGCUACUUUCUAUUCCAGAAUUACAGUGUCUUAAUAUUGAAAAUGACAAGCUGGUUGAGACUGCUCCCACAGUUCCAAGCCCAGAAACCAAACUGACAGAAAUUGGCAAUAAUUACCAUUUCUACUCAUCCAUCCCCUCCCUGGAAAAAGAAGUGGGGAACUGCAGUCCACAUUUUCUUCAUGCUUUUGAGGAUUCUUUCAGCAGCAUCCUCUCCACAGAAGAUCCCAAUCAGUUGACAGUGAACUCAUUAAAUUCAAAUGCCACAUUAAACACAGGUUUUGGUGAUGAAUUUUAUUCCGCUUUCAUAGCAGAACCCAGUAUCAGCAACAGCAUGCCCUCCUCUGCUACUAUAAGCCAGUCACUCUCUGAACUUCUUUCUGGGCCCGCUGAUGGCUCUGAUCUAUCACUAUGCAAAGCUUUCAACCCAAAGCACCCUGAAAACACAGCAGAAUCCAAUGAUUCUGAUUCUGGCAUUUCAUUGAACACAAGUCCCAGCAUGCCAUCCCCAGAACACUCAGUGGAGUCUUCCAUCUAUGGAGAUCCACCACCUGGUUUCAGUGACUCUGAAAUGGAAGAGUUAGAUAGCGCCCCUGGAAGUGUCAAACAGAAUGGUCCCAAAACACAGCCAGUACUUUCCUCUGGAGAUACAGUGCAACAUCUGUCACCAACUCAAAGGUACAGUGUUCCUGUACAUGAUGCCCAGUGUGAAAACACACCAAAGAAAGAACUGCCUAUAAAUCCUAGUCAUCGAAAAGCCCCAUUCACAAAAGAUAAACAUUCAAGCCGUUUGGAGGCUCAUCUCACAAGAGAUGAGCUCAGGGCAAAAGCUCUCCAUAUCCCAUUCCCUGUUGAACAAAUCAUUAACCUCCCUGUUGACGACUUCAAUGAAAUGAUGUCUAAGGAGCAAUUUAAUGAAGCUCAACUUGCAUUAAUUCGAGAUAUACGAAGGAGGGGUAAGAAUAAAGUGGCUGCUCAGAAUUGCAGAAAAAGAAAACUGGAAAAUAUAGUAGAACUGGAGCAAGAUUUAGGUCACUUAAAAGAUGAAAAAGAAAAAUUACUCAAAGAAAAAGGAGAAAAUGACAAAAGCCUCCAUUUACUGAAGAAACAACUCAGCACCUUGUAUCUUGAAGUCUUCAGCAUGCUACGAGAUGAAGAUGGAAAACCGUACUCUCCAAGUGAAUACUCCCUGCAGCAAACCAGAGAUGGCAAUGUAUUCCUUGUUCCCAAAAGUAAGAAGCCAGAUAGUAAGAAAAAGUAGAUUUGAGAGAUUUGGCCUUUUCUGGGCUAGUGGGCUUUUUGUUUUGUUUUUUUGUACUGUUCUACAACCUCCUACUGUGAUGUGAAAUGCAGAAAUGUUCUUUACAAGUAAUUCUAUGCAAAAUUAUAGGCAAAACUAGUGUAGAAAAUAAAAUGAAACUUUAAAAAAGCAUUAAAAUAUCAGUAUGUUGAAUCAGUAGUUUCAUUUUAACUAUGAAGUUAAUUUCUUAGGACACCAUCUGGGUGUGUAAGUGUAAAUACUACAAAACUUAUUUAUACUGUUUUUAUCUCAUUUGUUACAGUCAGAUUUAUAAGAUGACAGGACAUCUGGCUAAAAGCAAAUUGUCGCAAAACUAACCACUAUAGUUUUUUAUAAAUACUAUAUGAACAAAAAAAUGGCAUUUUUUUAUAUUGUUUAGCUCUGGCAAAAAAAACAAAACACAAUGAGCUGGCACUAAUAAAGGAAUAUUAAGAUUUUU